Mytilus trossulus (common blue mussel) is the source of this 5272-nucleotide messenger RNA. Its product is annotated as alpha-1,3-mannosyl-glycoprotein 2-beta-N-acetylglucosaminyltransferase-like. NCBI's taxonomy places the organism in Eukaryota, Metazoa, Mollusca, Bivalvia, Mytilida, Mytilidae. Bases 66 to 950 code for a protein of 294 amino acids. Gene Ontology annotation, biological process: protein N-linked glycosylation. The record is from RefSeq and is a predicted model, not a curated record. Gene Ontology annotation, molecular function: alpha-1,3-mannosylglycoprotein 2-beta-N-acetylglucosaminyltransferase activity. The transcript is spliced from 8 exons. Gene Ontology annotation, cellular component: Golgi apparatus.
CAAUACCGGAAAUCUGACUUUCAUCGAUAAAAAAUAUUUUUUUAUGAGAGUUAAAAGAUAAAAAAAUGACUUAUGUACAGUUUAUCUUUUUAAAGAUUACAUGGCAUCCAAAUCUUACUGAUAUUAAUCUACCUUCACCAAAGAAGAAGUUCAAGGGUUACUACAAAAUUGCACGCCAUUACAAAUGGGCACUCGACCAAAUAUUCCACAAAUUUAAUUACACAGCUGUGAUCAUUGUUGAAGAUGAUCUUGAAUAUUCACCUGAUUUCUUCGACUACUUUUCUGCCACCUACCCAAUACUAAAGGCAGAUCCUACUCUAUGGUGUGUGUCAGCCUGGAAUGAUAAUGGUAAAAUUGGCAUGGUAUCUGAUGAUCCAGAAUUACUGUACAGAUCAGACUUUUUUCCUGGAUUGGGAUGGAUGUUAGAAAAACAUGUCUGGCUUGAACUUAGUCCAAAAUGGCCAGAUUCAUUUUGGGAUGACUGGAUGAGACAUCCAGACCAAAGGAAAAAAAGAGUUUGUAUACGACCAGAGAUUUGUAGGACAAGCACCUUUGGUAAAAAGGGGGUUAGCAAGGGAUUAUUUUUUGACAAACAUUUAAAAUUUAUAAAGCUUAAUGAGAAGCCAAUAGACUUUACCAAGAAAGAUUUAACCUAUUUAAUACAAGAAAAUUAUGAUCCAACAUUCCACCAAACAGUUUAUGGCACACCGUUAGCUUCUGUGACAGAUGUGGUAGCAUUGAGGAAGAAGUCACUUCCUGCUUUACGAGUUCAGUACUCAACAAAAGAAGAAUUUAAGUCGGCAGCUAAAACAUUAAAAAUAAUGGAAGAUUUUAAGGCUGGCGUACCUAGAGUUGCUUACCACGGUGUUGUUAGCUUUAUGCGUUCCGGUCAAAGAAUUUAUUUAGCCCCUCCGGAAGGGUGGAAAGGUUAUGACACAUCCUGGACGUGACAACUGCUGAACUUAGUCAUUUAUGUACAAUUGUGUGCGUCUACCAUAAACAGUGAUUGAAAGAGUUAUUUUAGUUACAUACACGUAGUUUUGUUUUUGAGCCUGAUUGGUAAACCUUCCUAUUUUUAGUGGUUAGGAGAACCACCAUUUUCAGACCACAGCUGCCAUGUCUAUUACAUGAAGUUCUGUACUCCGUGUGUAGUAUCUAUUACAUGAAGUUCUGUACUCCGUGUGUAGUAUCUAUUACAUGAAGUUCUGUACUCCGUGUGUAGUAUCUAUUACAUGAAGUUCUGUACUCCGUGUGUAGUAUCUAUUACAUGAAGUUCUGUACUCCGUGUGUAGUAUCUAUUACAUGAAGUUCUGUACUCCGUGUGUAGUAUCUAUUACAUGAAGUUCUGUACUCCGUGUGUAGUAUCUAUUACAUGAAGUUCUGUACUCCGUGUGUAGUAUCUAUUACAUGAAGUUCUGUACUCCGUGUGUAGUAUCUAUUACAUGAAGUUCUGUACUCCGUGUGUAGUAUCUAUUACAUGAAGUUCUGUACUCCGUGUGUAGUAUCUAUUACAUGAAGUUCUGUACUCCGUGUGUAGUAUCUAUUACAUGAAGUUCUGUACUCCGUGUGUAGUAUCUAUUACAUGAAGUUCUGUACUCCGUGUGUAGUAUCUAUUACAUGAAGUUCUGUACUCCGUGUGUAGUAUCUUUUUCAUUGUCUGUUAUGUACAAUGAACUAGGAAUCCAUGAUUUGAAAUAAAGCUAUGGUAAAAUUUAGGCAGUAAGUGUUACCCUGUUGGGUAGUUGGAGAUGGCAAAGUUUGCAUCCGUAUAAAUGUUUAUUUAUUUUAUCAGGUACCAAUUUUCAUUUCUAAUGUUAUCUGAUUACUAUAUAUAUAUAUAUAUGCAGCUCACAAGUAAAUAUAUAUUUGUCUUAUUCACCCUUUUCCAUUUUAUAAUCAGUAUAGUUAAGAUGUGACAUGAAUUCAUUUAUAUUCUUGGAUGCCUAUUAUUGUGGAUUGAGUCAAUGCAGUAUUAGUUAAGUAGCUCUACAGACUAGUUAGUAUGCUGUUCGUUUUAUACCGGUAAAUACAGACAAAGACUGAACAUAUUUACUGCAUAAGAAUAGUAUAAAGUGGUCUAAAAUCAGUCCAAUGGAUGUUACUGAAUUUUUACUGAAUUACAGAAGAAGGCAUAAUAUUUUUUACAUGGUCAUUUCAGUUAAGUUAAGUAAUGCCACUAAAUUUUAUUGUUUUAUUUGAAGUGAGUUGAACUCUUUACAAGAAGGCAUUUUAACUUUGAUGAUCAGGGUAACCACAAAUUUAAAUGUACAAAUAAGGGUUUUAAUUGAAAUAGCGUUUGUAAGAGGAAUUUGGCAAACAGCAACAUCAAACAUCAUAGAACAUAAAAGCAUGUGUCUCAAUCCACUAACAUUAGUAUCCAAGAAUAUAAAUAAAUUCAUGCUAUCUUAUUAUCUGCACUAUAUUUUUUGCACUUCAGCUAAUGAUUAUUUUUGCAAUCCACCAGUCCAUUGUAAUAAUUGGUUUGUAGUUCAUUCCCUUUAAUUAACACAAACUUUUAUAUUUAAUAUUUAUGUUUGGAAGUAAAACAGUUGUUAUUGUAUGAGUGAAUUGUUAUGUUUGUUUUCUUUAUGAUUUGUUGUAAUAAUGAUAUAUCUGUAUCGUAUAGAUUGGAUCUUGUUAGUGAUAAGUUAUUGUAUGAAGCUACUUGAGUGAUCUGAGCUUUCUGAGUGAGAGUAUGAGAAUGUAUGUAAUCAUGAGUCAUUUCUGUUGCCUUGGGAAGCAGCAAUAAACAGAUUUUCAUUUAGAAUGUUUCUUGGCUACCCCCUCAAUGAUAUUGUUGCUGAGAAAUACCAUCAAUAAUCUAUAAUUCCAUCACAACUAGAAAGUGGCAAUGUUAUUUUAUUAUGUUAUCUGUCAAUCUGUGAUUGAAAAUUUUUGUAAAGAAAUCCAAGGAAUUUUUUAUGCUACAAUUAAUCUUGUAUUGUUAAAUUAUGUACUUGAAAUUUUUUAACAAUUAGCGGUUGUAUCCUUACUAUUAUGAAAAAAGUGAACAGAUAGAAAUUACUGUAACUGACAUUAACAUCAGGUUGCAAGAAUGUUUUUGAAAUUAGAUAUUUUUUCUAAUAAUGAUUCACCCCAAAAAAAUGUCCUGUUUUAUUCAUUCAUACAUAAAAGUCACAUGCACCUUUUCAUUUCAUACAUACAUUAAACUGUGUCUUGCCACCGAGUUAAUGACAUAAACAGUACCACCAUUUCUGCACCUGUAACACAUUGCUAUCAUUAAUGUCUCUUCAGGGCCAAAAUAUGGUUAAAUCCAAAACAAGACCAAAAAUAUAGUCAAAGUCAGGUAACAAAUCAGAGAAUCAAAGCUUUGCAUUGGGGAAAUAUAGUCCUUAUUUUGUAAUAAUUUCCAAAAUUAUGUAACAGCAAUUCUUACAACACUAAAUCCGUAUUUUGAUGUAGUUAUCUAAGUUCUGGGUUAGAGGUAUCAUUACUGGUAUUAACAGUAUAAAGUCUUCUGAGGUAGAUACUUGUUAGUACGAAUAGAAUGUUACUUUAGUUAAAACUCAACAAUGACAUAUGUUUUAAUUGUUGAUGGAAAUCUACACAUUGUUUUCCUGAUAACUUACCUAUAACAUUCCCAAUUGUAUGUACAUAUGUCUCUCUGUGAUCAUCAUGUGAUUGUCAUGUGAUCGUCAUGUGGCAACAAGAAAGUCUCAAUGUGAUUUUACUGACUAGGUAUAUCUUAUCAGAAAUGUAAUAAAUUUUCAAUUAAACAAUGUUGUAACUAUAAACAUCACCAUGACAUGUAUAAGAUAAUUCUUACACUAGGUGAAAGUUGGUUAGAUAAUAUUAAAUACAAUUUGUAUACUCAACAUUUGAAAAAAGAAGCCAAAUGUUUUGAAAAGAUUGACAAACUGAAGUAUGAAGUAGGUUUUAUAGAACUUUUUGGUUUUAUGGCACUUUUGGGUUUUGUGCUACAUUUGAACUUGAAGAUCUAGAUGAAAUCAAUUUAUAUUAAUUUUUCAAUUGAUAAAUAAGUAAAGUCCUUUUUUAUGAUCAUGUUGAUGUUUAAUUAGAGGAAAAGUCCUUCAUGCAUCAUGUGCUUUUCUUUAAAUUUAGUUUCGAUUAUUGUCGAUCCAUCAUAUUUACAUUUUUAAUUUAGUUUUUUUUUAAUUUUUAUUAUUUUUUCGAAUUAGCACCAUCCUAAUAAGACAGAUCUUUUGUUACUUGACCUUUUUUAUGUUUAAAACAGUUAAUAACAAGAGAUCUUUGUUCUGUUGAAAAGACAGUAUCCAGCAUUAAAUUUUGAAAUAAUUUUUAUUCAUUGCAUAUUUUACUGAUACAUGUACAUAAACAGUUUUAUUCACAGUUCACAUAAAAAUACAAUUUGAGGUAACAGGUUUUUUUUCUGAACAACAGGAAAUUUGUAAAACCUUUAUGGAAUUUCACAUAACUUUCACCAAAGUCUUUUCUGAAAAUAGCAUAAAAAGAAAAUAAAGUUUUGAAUUUUUAUGAUUGUUUUGUUCAAUGCAUUGAGUUUUUUCAGUCAACAUAACAAUACUGCACUGACAGCUGCAGGACAGAAACUGUAAGAAACCUAUGAAAUUUAUAGUUGACUAUAAAGGAAAUGUUUUUUUAUUGUUGUAAGAUUGACAGCUAACACAUAAGUUGUCUAAGUGGCAAUCACCACAUUUGUCUAAGUGGCAAUCACCACAUUUCUUUAUUUGAAUUAGGUUCCUCAUUCCAUGUUGAAAUGACAAGCUUUGUAAAACACUUCUAGUAAAUCAUUCUCUCUAGUUAGUUCAUUCUAUUAGUUAAGCAUUGGCACAUUUUUUUUCUUUGAAAAACUUAUAAAGAAUAAGGAUUUUUUUUGAUUUUUCAAAAAUAUCAUUUAUACUAAAAGUAUAAAAUUUUGAAAAGAAAAGAAUAGUUUGGCAGGCAAGUCUUCUAAUGGCACUACAUCAAUAAAACCAUAGGAUUCUAAGUCUCACAUAAAAUGUCAGAAACAUAAGCUGCAAACAUCCUUAAUGUUUAUAAUUGAACUAAAAUAAAUUGUAUGAAUACUGUAUUGUAAACUAAUGCUGAUAAGGAAGCAAAUUAUGAAAAAAACUCAAUUUCUAGAGUUUUUUGUACCUGAAGCUUCUACAGGUAUAAAGUUAGAUUCAAUAUCAUAGUUGACUCUGAGCUUUAAUUGUGUGGGGGAAAUGUUUUUAUUAAAAUGUUUUCAGAAUUUAGAUGUGUUGUCAGACAUGAAUGUAAAUAAUCAUUUCAGAUAAUAUAUAUUUUAAUAAUAAAAAUAUUUGUAUUA